UAGGGAUUUCAGGUGACCCCUGGCAACCUUCCUCUGGGCCACUGGCUUAAACUCAAUCUCUGAUCACAGGCUCCCCCUCCCCCACAGUGACCUCACAAUUGUUACUAUCUUCUCUUCAGACCCAGAGACCCUCUGUUAUGGGUCUUGUUGCCUUAGUAGGGAGCACUGUCCUGUUGUUCCUGCUGAUCUUCAGGGCAUCCACGUGGGCCUGUCUCUUCUGCUUCACCACCUAUGAGGAACGCCUCCGUCUCUGCCAGAUGUUUGUGGGAAAAGAGAACCUCAAGAUACGCCAGUGUGCAAAUGCAUUCGCAGCUGCUUUUGAGAGUCUCUUAGACGUGGAAAUCAACUAUGAUGAGAGGAGUCACCUGCAUGAUGAAUUUUCACAGAUGAUGGUUUCCCUUCAGGAGGUGGCUGCUUCCCGGGGGUCCUUUUGGCAUGCCUUUACCAAUGCUUCGGCAGAAUUGAAGAGCUUCAUUGAACACCUUACAAAAGCCAAGGACUGCAUCCCUCCUUGUGGCGUCCAGGAGAACACUAGGAGUUUCAACUGCUCGGGCUGCUUUUCUGCAAUCUGCACGCUGCCUCUAGACUGUCCAGUUCAGGACGUGUUGGUGAGCCGAGGGGACCAGGCUUUGUUUUCUUGUAUCGUGGCCUUCCAGUUGCCAGAGUCGGAGGUCACCUAUUCCUGGAGAUUUGCGGGAGGAGGUCUCCGGACUCAGGACGUUUCCCACUUCCGUGAUGUGCCGGGAGCUCACGGGUAUCUGGCACGAAUCCGGCCAGUGCAACCUAGCCACAGUGGGACCUUUUCCUGCGUGAUCCAGCACGACCAGCGCCCCCUGGCGCGGCUCUACUUCUUUCUGAACGUGACGGGCGCUCCUCCGUCGGAGGAGACUGAGCUCCAGGUCACGUUCCGGGAAGUGAUGCAUUGGAAGCAGCAGGAGGCGGAAAUGAUCCAGCCCUGGAGGCCCAGCCUAGGCGAACUGCUUACCAGGCCCCAGGCUCUGACGUUUGGCAACUUAUUCCUGCUAGCGGCCACCGCUGCACUUGGGUCCGCUGGCGUCACUGUGCUAGUGUGGUGAGUGCCAGCCAGCACCCUCCCCUCCCCCAGCUUCUCUGGUCUACACCGCAUGCCUCUGCUCCCAGACUCUGGGAGUCCAUGCCCCAACCUCAUUCCUCAUUCCUAGCUGUCCAACCCAAGUCUUCUCUUAGACCAAGUCCAAGCCUGGCUCUCCUCCUUCAAGACUCCAAAGUCCACUCCCUAGCCUACCUUCCCCAGAACCAGGUUUCCAGGUUCCAAUUCUACCUGAAAUCUAGGCGUUUAGUUCCCACCCUUUAAGACCUAGGGAGCCUAACCCUCUUUUCUCAGACCCAGGAGUCCAGACCCCAGCAUUUCUUCCUCGGAUCUAGGAGUCCAGGUCUGAAAACCCAUGAGUCCUGAUACCAAGCCUUCUUGGAAACUCAGGUCAAAGCUCUGUGCACUUUGAAACCCAAGUGUGUUUCUAUCACUGGGCCUUCCUAUAGCACAGACUCCUUUGUUUUCUCAGGCUGUUUAUUCGAUGGUACUUAAGUGGCAACUAACAAAUCCUGAUCCUACAUCUGUCCUGGAAAUAAAGUAUAUAUUUUAGUUA
This is a messenger RNA of Arvicanthis niloticus (Nile rat), 1625 nucleotides long. NCBI's taxonomy places the organism in Eukaryota, Metazoa, Chordata, Mammalia, Rodentia, Muridae. The record is from RefSeq and is a predicted model, not a curated record.